This is a messenger RNA of Hibiscus syriacus, 543 nucleotides long. RefSeq names its product transcription factor MYB73-like. Lineage: Eukaryota; Viridiplantae; Streptophyta; Magnoliopsida; Malvales; Malvaceae. The transcript has a single exon. The coding region runs from base 1 to 543 and encodes 180 amino acids. The record is from RefSeq and is a predicted model, not a curated record.
AUGGAAGGAGUGAAUGGAUAUUCAUCUUCAUCCUCCGGUACAUCUUCUUCUUCAGAGUCAUUUUUGUCAACAAUGGCUUCCAACAAAUCCGACAAUAUCAAAGUUCCAUGGAGUGCCGAGGAAGAUAGGAUCUUGAUUCGGUUCGUCGAGAAACACGGACCUAGGAACUGGUCUUUGAUGAGCCGUUAUAUAAAGGGUCGAUCAGGGAAAUCUUGUAGGCUUAGAUGGUGCAACCAGCUCAGCCCCAACGUCCACCAUCGUCCGUUUUCACAAGCCGAGGACGACACCAUCUUGGCUGCUCAGGCUAGGUGCGGUAACCGCUGGGCCACCAUUGCUAGAUUACUUCCGGGGAGGACAGAUAAUGCCGUGAAGAAUCAUUGGAACUCGACUUUGAAAAGGAGGCAACACCGGAAAAUGGAGGGUGGGAUAGUGGAUUGGGAAGCUUUGUCGACGGUGCUGACUCUUGCGCCGCCUGAGGGUGGAACUAUGGUGACGGAGAUGAGAUGUCGGAGGAGAGAGAACAGACGGAGCUUUGGGAUGUAA